Molecule: messenger RNA, 2124 nt
Organism: Leucoraja erinaceus (little skate)
Lineage: Eukaryota; Metazoa; Chordata; Chondrichthyes; Rajiformes; Rajidae
Gene: aspnat
Product: N-acetyltransferase 8-like
Exons: 3
Coding region: 75-956 (293 amino acids)
Cellular component (GO): mitochondrial membrane
Molecular function (GO): L-aspartate N-acetyltransferase activity
Source: RefSeq, a predicted model, not a curated record
CCCACCCCUCACCGUCCCCGUUAUACGUUUAUUUUACCAUUGUGUUCUUGCUUUGGAAAGUCGUCCCCAAUUUUAUGCCUAUUUUGCCACCAGCUAUGGUUUGCCAGACGAAGAUCGUGGCCGACGAGGAGAUGCCGGGCCCAAAAAGCGACCCGAUCGUCUCUUCCAGCCAGAUGUGGCCGCCGCCGCCGGCAGCUCAGCCGCCCGCCGGCACCUCCUCGCCCGCGGCACCGCUGGAAGCCGCGGCCGCCGGGGACCAGCGUCGGAAGAGGGACGCGGUCUUCAUUCGGGAAUUCGAGCACAGCGACCGGGAGAGCGUACGACGGAUCUUCUACGAGGGCAUCAUGGAGAGAAUUCCUAACACGGCCUUCAGAGGGUUAAAACAACAACCCAGGAUCAUUCUCCUCUACUUGAGCUUGACCGUAAUGUGCUUUUAUCUGACGGAAUCCUUGCUGCUGAUCUGCUGUGUGCCCAUUUUACUGUUGGGCUCCAGAUACCACUACAGUAGGAAAGUUAUCGUCAGCUAUCUUGAGUGCGCACUGCAAACCGACAUGUCAGAUAUUGAGCAAUAUUACAUGAAACCGGCAGGCUCCUGUUUCUGGGUGGCGAUCCUGGACGGGAACGUGGUGGGCAUCGUGGCGGCCAGGGGCAACGAGGAGGACAACACGGUGGAACUGUGCCGCAUGUCGGUGGACUUUGACCAGCGGGGGAAGGGCAUCGCCAAGGCGCUGGGCCGCAAGGUGCUGGAGUUUGCCGUGCUCAACAACUACUCGGCGGUGGUGCUGGGCACCACGGCCGUCAAGAUGGCCGCCCACAAGCUGUACGAGUCGCUGGGCUUCAGGCGGGUGGGCGUCACCGACCACUACGUGCUGCCGGGGAUGACACUCUCCGCGCUGGAGAAGGUCUUCUUCCAAGUGCGUUAUCAUCGUUACCGGCUGCACUUACGCGAGGAGUGAUCUGCCCUCGACCUUCAAACGCCCCCUCCACCUUGCACCAGCGUACCAAUUCCUUGGUUUCCUUCCCUUCGUGGUUUUCUUUUCUCCUUGUCUCCCAUCCCCUCUCCACCCUCCUCCCCGUUUCCAGUCUUUUUACUGACAAGAGCGUUCUCUAUCCUUACCCCCACACACACACACACAGAGGGUCGGUCGGCAGUCCCUACCCGUGGUGUCCGGGCCCAGGGAGCCGCCAUUUUGUGCCAUCCAGGCAACCCGCGCCCUCACCUUCCCGCCAAAUACAAACCGGCACAGACGGAACGCGGGGAUUCCCAAGUGUAGCGCACCUCUAACCCCGAGCCCGCCCGCGGUGGAUGUGGAUGUGGAUGUGGUAACUAGUACUGCAGGGGUGUCUCCUGUGUGUGUGGAAGGGAGGGUUGGGAAUUAGAACCAUAGAACUGUACAGCAUGAUAACUGGGCCUACUUCGGCUCACCUUGUCCAUGCCGACCUAGUUGGUAUAUUGGGCUUGUCUCAAUUGCUUGGAUUAGGCCCAUAUCCCUUCUAUUUGGCCCAUAUCCCUUCCUAUUCCAUGUCUCACUCUAAACCCUUCCUAUCCAUGUAUCCUUCGAAACCCAUCCCUAUAUCCUACAUAAAACCUCUCCAUUUAUCCCUCUAAACCUUCCCUAUCCAUAAAUCCCUCCAGUCCCUCUCUGACCAUACAUCCUUCUCAACCCUUUUCUUUCCAUAAACCCAUCUUUUUAAUUGACCCAAUUGGGAAUAGAUCCUUCCUUGUGUAUUUAAUGCCAGCCCAGCUCCCUUCCAUUGCCCCCCACCCCCCCAAUCUAGCACCCUGCUUAAUUUAACCCCCUUCAUGGUCAGCACUAUUGUUAACGUUAGAUUCUUGGUCGAUCAAAUUAUUGUUUGUGGCAAAGAAACAAAACCCGUAAUACCUGCCUGGUUCGUCCCUGCUUCUUGAGGUGUGCAGGGUCAAAGCCAGUGACCUGAAGCAAGGCCACUCCUGGCCUUGGGAACUUGUCCAUGGUUCUGAAUGGGCAAAGCUUCAAAAAGAAGAUAACUGCUUGGAUGUACCACAAUCUGGGAGAGAGAGAGAGAGACAGAGAGAGAGAGAGAGAGAGAGAGAGAGAGAGAGAGAGAGAGAGAGAGAGAGAGAGAGAGACAUAGAGAGAGAGA